AUGUAUUACCUGUAUACUCAGCAUAUAUAUAUGGUCACCCCCCAUGUUGGGUGUGUGGUCUUUCUUCACGGCCAUCUGAACGAGACCGUCUACUGCCAGCAGCCGCCCGGCUUCGUCGACCCGGCGGCCCCCGACCACGUUUGUCUCCUGCAGAAGUCCUUGUACGGACUCAAGCAGGCGCCCAGGGCGUGGCACCAGCGGUUCUCCGGCUUCAUUCAGCGGUCCGGCUUCACUGCUUCGACCUCCGACACGUCCCUCUUUGUUUACAAAGUGGGUGCCGACAUCGCCUACUUGCUGCUCUACGUCGACGACAUCAUCCUGACAGCCUCGUCGACUUCGCUCCUUCGUCGCCUCACCGAGCUUCUUCACUCCGAAUUCGCCAUGACAAAUCUCGGGGAUCUCCAUCACUUCCUCGGGAUAUCUGUCAUGCGUUCUGCUGACGGUCUCUUCCUAUCACAGCACCAGUAUGCUGUGGACCUGCUCCAGUGCACCGGCAUGACUGAGUGCCAUUCCACGGCUACUCCGGUUGACACUUAUGCCAAACUCUCUGCUACAGACGGCGCACCGGUGGCGGAUGCCACUCAGUACCGUAGCCUUGCUGGUGCGCUACAGUACCUCACGCUGACUCGUCCGGACCUCGCUUAUGCAGUUCAGCAGGUUUGCCUCUUCAUGCAUGACCCGCGCGAGCCUCAUCUUGCGAUGCUCAAGCGUGUCCUACGGUAUGUCAAGGGCACCCUCUCCACUGGACUUCAUAUUGGCACAGGCAGCAUCACCAGCUUGACUGCCUACUCCAACGCUGAUUGGGCUGGAUGUCCCGACUCUCGGCGCUCCACUUCUGGCUAAUGUGUCUUCCUUGGUGACAACUUGGUCUCUUGGUCCUCCAAACGACAAACUACAGUUUCUCGUUCGAGUGCGGAGGCUGAGUAUCAUGCUGUUGCGCACGCUGUGGCUGAGACUUGUUGGCUUCGUCAGUUACUCCAGGAGCUCCACGCACCCAUCUCUUCGGCGACGAUCGUCUACUGAGACAAUAUCAGUGC
Molecule: messenger RNA, 1037 nt
Organism: Sorghum bicolor (sorghum)
Lineage: Eukaryota; Viridiplantae; Streptophyta; Magnoliopsida; Poales; Poaceae
Exons: 1
Coding region: 1-843 (280 amino acids)
Source: RefSeq, a predicted model, not a curated record